ACACUCACUCCUUAGUCCUUACUUCAGUCACUCGCGAAACAAAACCUAUUUUUAAUUCUUACCCUCUCUCUCUCUCUCUCUCUCUCUCUCUCUCAAAUUCCGCCGUCGCAAUCAUCUCCCUCCUCCGCCACACCAAAACCCUAACAACCUUCAUUCUCCCGGUGAGGAGAGAGAGAAACUCUCGGCAAAUUCUCCAUUGUCAAAUUCAUUCAUAUUUUCUAUCUCUUGUUUCCUCUUCGCAUCAUCAAUUUCCUUCGAUCACACUUAGAAAUCCUCUUAAUCACUAAACAAUCAGGGUUUCAGAUAUGGCAGCACCUGCGAUUCAGGAACCUUCCGUUUACAUUGCUCCUCCUGCUGAAGUUGUUGGUAAUGCGUUCGCUAGGCAAUAUUAUACAAUACUUCAGCAAUCUCCGUCUCUUGUCUAUCGGUUUUAUCAGGAUGUCAGUAAGCUUGGUCGUACAGGAGAUAAUGGUGUUAUGAACUCUACAACUACCAUGGAUGCUAUAAAUGAGAAGAUACAGUCAUAUGGAAGUUUGAGGGCAGAUCUGAAGUUUGUUGAUGCGCAAGAAUCCUAUAACGGAGGAGUGAUUGUUCUUGUGACUGGAUUUAUGGUUAAUGAUGAUGAUUCAAGACGGGGAUUCACUCAGACAUUUUUUCUGGCUCCUCAAGACAAAGGUUAUUUUGUCUUAAAUGACAUAUUCAGAUAUGUGGAGGGUGAUUUUCAGCAUAUUGAAAAUCCGCAUAAUGAAAUACAGGAUAAUGGUAUAGCACCGAAUACAGCCAGUCAAGUAGAAAAGCUACCAGUUCAAGAGAAUCACAUUAAUAGAGAUUCCAAUGGAGAAGUUUUCCAUCCUCAUGACAAUGGUGAUGUUUCAGUUGAGGCAGUUGAGGAAGUGGUGGAAGAAGAGCCAGUUGUAGAAGAAGAGCUUGUCGCAGAGGUUAUUGAUGAAGCUCCAAGUCCGCCUACUGCAUCACAGGAUGUUGAAGCAGAUGUCAAAGUUGUUGCUGACUCUCCGAAUGACUCACAAGUGUCAAAAAAAUCUUAUGCUUCAAUUGUCAUGAAGGAUACUCCUGUCCUCGCACCAUCCCCCAACUAUUCGAAAGCCAUGCCUAGAGUUCAAGAGCGAAAGACGCAAGUCACUCCCACUCCUGUGGCCCUGGUCCCACCUUCAAAUACUGAUGUGCUUGAGGACGAAAAUAACCAUGAGCCUGAAGGUGAUAGUCACUCAAUUUAUGUCAAGAACCUGCCUCUUAAUGUCACUCCUGCUGUGGUUGAGGAAGCGUUUAAGAGUUUUGGUAAAAUUAAAAGUAAUGGUAUCCAAAUUCGACUUAACAAGGGUUUUUGUUUUGGGUUUGUGGAAUUUGAAGAGGCUGGUGCUGUACACAGUGCUAUAGAGGCUUCACCCAUUCCUAUUGGUGGGCGCGAUGUUGUGGUUGAGGAAAAGAAGUCCCCUAGUUUCCGAGGGCUUAACCGAGGACGAUAUCCUCCUGGAAGAGGAGGUGGAUUCAACAAAAGCGAGGGAAGCAGAGGUCGUGGAACUUAUGGGGGAGGUAGAGGGUAUAGCCGGGGGGAGUUCCGAAACGACUUUGGAAACAGGGGUGGUGGUCGAGGAUAUUAUAAUCGUAGUGAAGGGUUUAACAGGAAUGAUCAAACUGGGUUUGGAGGUGGGCGUGCGAACCGUGGUGGUGGAUCUGGUAUUGCGAAUUCAAGGGCACAAAGGGUACCUGCACAGUCUUGAGAUACAAAAGAGUAUUUGGUAAAGUUAAAUACCUUGAAUUAAGUGAUUUGUCUAGUGGAUGAAAUAGUAUUUGGGCAGUAUCUGCUCGAUUUUUUUGUCACUUUUUUUGACAAGAACAUUGAAAUGACUUCACUCUAUUUCCAUCCUUUAUAAAUUUUGAUCUGUUUUUGGGGAUACACUAGGUUAGCAUAAGAGCUUUAGAGUAUUAGAAGUACGCCCUUUUUGAUGUGCAUUGUAGGGUGUUUUAAUAUCUAAUUUUAGUCUGAGGUAUAUUUAGCAAGUAUGCAAGACUCUUGCCAUCUCAAUUGGAAUUGUGGGUAUAGUAGAUUAAUCAGUAUUUAAAUGGAAUUGAGUA
This is a messenger RNA of Amaranthus tricolor (Joseph's coat), 2094 nucleotides long. RefSeq names its product nuclear transport factor 2-like. Bases 306 to 1739 code for a protein of 477 amino acids. The record is from RefSeq and is a predicted model, not a curated record. Gene Ontology annotation, molecular function: mRNA binding. The transcript is spliced from 10 exons. Gene Ontology annotation, cellular component: cytosol; ribonucleoprotein complex. Lineage: Eukaryota; Viridiplantae; Streptophyta; Magnoliopsida; Caryophyllales; Amaranthaceae.